Molecule: messenger RNA, 3155 nt
Organism: Wasmannia auropunctata (little fire ant)
Lineage: Eukaryota; Metazoa; Arthropoda; Insecta; Hymenoptera; Formicidae
Gene: calypso
Product: ubiquitin carboxyl-terminal hydrolase calypso
Exons: 8
Coding region: 405-2237 (610 amino acids)
Biological process (GO): protein deubiquitination; ubiquitin-dependent protein catabolic process
Cellular component (GO): cytoplasm
Molecular function (GO): cysteine-type deubiquitinase activity
Source: RefSeq, a predicted model, not a curated record
AGUAAAUUUCCUCGAAAGCACCGUUUUGAAAACCUAAAGUAACAAGAUAGCCCUAGAUAAUGUGAAGCUUGAUGUAUUUUAGAAAUAGUGUAAUCGUGUAACGAAUUCGUUAAUUAUUUACUGUUAUUUUUAUUUUCAGUAUUUUUUAUCUACUUGUAUUCUCCACGAUUUUUAAGGAUCCAACUUUCUAAAUUAAAAAAUUUGUCAGUCUGCAAAAGGAGUCAUGUGUGCGUGCAGAAACGCGGCUUGUCCGUCGCGCUGCAUACCACGUGACCACGUCAUGUGACAGACAUAGUUUUGGCGCAACAUUAGCAACAUGGCGGCUCUGGCUGGCGAAGUGCGAUGAGUCCUUGGAGCCGACUACUUGCCGUGUUCCGCGCGUCGUCCGAACAGCUAACGAAAAGAUGCCCGUUGACAUUAAUCGAUUGACCGAGGGUUGGCUAGAGUUAGAGAGCGACCCGGGCCUGUUCACGUUGCUCCUGGAGGACUUCGGCGUGAAGGGCGUCCAGGUGGAGGAGAUCUACGACCUGCAGAAGUCCCUGGAAGGCCCGGUCUAUGGUUUCAUCUUCCUGUUUCGAUGGAUCGAGGAGCGGCGAUCCAGGCGAAAGGUCGUGGAGCAGGAUGAAAGCUUUGUCAAGGACGAGGAGAUCGUUAACAAUAUCUUCUUCGCGCAGCAGGUUGUCCCCAACAGCUGCGCCACUCACGCAUUACUCUCGGUCCUGCUGAACUGCCCGAACAUCCACUUGGGCACGACGCUGUCGCGGCUGAAGAUGCACACCUCCGGCAUGUGCCCGGAGAACAAGGGCUGGGCGAUUGGCAACACGCCGGAGCUGGCCUGCGCGCACAACUCGCACGCGAUGCCGCAGGCGAAGAGGCGGCAGGACAAGAACACAGGCGUCUCGACCGGCAGAUUCACCGGCGAGGCGUUCCACUUCGUCAGCUACGUGCCGAUAAACGGUAGACUCUUCGAGCUCGACGGCCUGAAACCGUAUCCCAUGGAUCACGGGCCAUGGAAGGAGCACGAGGAGUGGACGGAGCAAUUCAGGCGCGUGAUAACCGAUCGCCUGGGCAUGGCGACCGGCGAGCAGCUGCAGGACAUUAGGUUCAAUCUGAUGGCCGUCGUGCCCGACCGACGUCUCGCCAUCUCGCACAAGCUGACGAUGCUGAAGACCAACCGGCAGAUAGUUCUGGAGGCUCUGCAGCAGUUGAUGAAGCUGAGCCAUCAGGAUGGCGGCAACGCCGAGAAGAAUUCGCACAAAGAGAUCGAUCCCGAUAAGGAGAAGCAGGCGUACGAGAAGAGAGGCAAGACCGAGGACGAGAACGGAUUGCCCACCAAGACGGAGAUCGAAGAAUCGCCUGCGAUUCCCACUAUCAACGUUGAAAGAAACAAUGAUUCGGCGGUGGUUAUGGACGAAUCGGUCACCGGCAUCGCGUCUGGGAAAACGGAAUCCACCGGAAUGGAGAAAGUGGUGAUGUGCGCUCUGGAUUACGCCACGCCGUUGCGGAUUCAGACCUCGCCGGCUCACAGCUCGUCGAGCACAGACACGUCGUCGGAAAUCGGAUCGGCCUUCAACUCGCCCACUCAAGCUUGGGGAUGGAACUCCGGCCAGAGCAGCCCCACGUCGACGAAGGACUUCAAGAAGUUUGUGGUAAUUAGAGUUGCCGGCGACGAGAAGAACGAGGCGGGCCUGAGCCGUUCGCUGGGAAAUAUCAACAUAAAUGGGAAGAGAUUGGUCUCCGACAGCGGUCACUUGCACAAGAAGGUCUGCCUGUCAGGCGAAGUUCGAAUUCCCCAUGCGCGGGUCAAGACCAGCAACGGCGACACAGUCAUCGAGGAGAAGAAGGUCGAGAAAAUCGAUCCCAAGCUCUGCUCCAAGUAUCCGGAAUUAUUUGAGCCGCACACGUUCGCGCCCAAGGACCUCCUGGCGCUGCUGAAAAACCUGGAGCACGAGAUCAGCGUGUGCGAGACCAGCCUGAAGGACGAGAACGACAAGAGAAACAAGUACAAGAUCGACGAUUGCCGGAGGACCCACAAUUACGACGAAUUCAUUUGCACCUUCCUCUCGAUGCUCGCCCAGCAGGGGAAACUGGCGGAGUUGGUCCAGCAGCAUCUAACGUUAAAGAAACACUCGUCCGUUUCAGUGAACAGAGUUCACAGGUCGUCGAAAAAGUCCGACACCCGUCAGAACUCCUCGCGCAGACGCCGCGGUCGGACAAAGUGUAAAAAGCGAAAGUAAUCUCCGACUAGCGUAGGCUUUAAGGCUUUAGGGCAUCAUUCCGUCUGUUCGGAACCUAUUUGGAUUGUUUGCAACGGGCAUCUACAUGAGACACGCAUACUAUGGAAAUCACUUGGUAGUUUUACCAAAAAAAGCACGUAAAUAUCUAUCAUACAUCUAUAUCCAUAUAUCUAUAACAGAGCUAUUCUAAAAAUUGCAAUCUGAAUACUUUGGAGUGAAUUUAAAGUCCGAAACAAAAAGAAAAACAAGUACGAAUGCACAGGUUGUUUGCUUCUCCAAGUAAUUCAUCAAAAUAUUGAAUAUCCUUACCUUUCUAUGUUUAUAUGACUUUUUUUUUCGUCUCUCUCGGCUCCAAAUUUAUUCUCACGGUAAUGACGUCGCCCUGUUCUAGUUUCUGAAUAGUGUCCUUUCAGAUUCAUUGACUUAUCAUUGAUACUGUGUAUUCUGCUCAGCGAGAAAAUACCCAUGAUCUGUGCGGCAGCGGGCAGAGCGUUGCACGUUCCAACCGCUGGCAUUGGCAAUCUAAGCAAUAAUACUCCACGCUGUGUGUGGAGAGGGGCUUUCUAAGUGUUCUGGGGGGAGGGGAGGGGGAAAGACUUGCGUGAAACGAACAAGUUUUCGUUCUAUCCAUGGGUUCUUUCUCGCUGAACAGACUAUAGGCUUUUUUUUUUAGUGUGCAAUGUAUUGUUUAGACGUAGGACUGAUUUUCACUUGAAUGAGUAGACAGUUCUUAUACUGUACAAAAUAUUUUACAAUGUAUACAUAUAUAUUUUUUAUAUUCUUUUUAUAAUCACACGCGCAGUAUUUAAUUAUCGAAAGUAGAUAUAUUUAUGCUUAUCAUAGAUUACUUUCCGAAGACAUAUUCUGUCCGCAUCUUUUCUGAAUUAUAUUUCGUAUAAAAUACAUAUAUAUAACUUA